Messenger RNA from Capsicum annuum, 1002 nucleotides. Its product is annotated as probable aspartic proteinase GIP2. The transcript is spliced from 2 exons. The record is from RefSeq and is a predicted model, not a curated record. Gene Ontology annotation, molecular function: aspartic-type endopeptidase activity. Gene Ontology annotation, biological process: proteolysis. The coding region runs from base 1 to 1002 and encodes 333 amino acids. Lineage: Eukaryota; Viridiplantae; Streptophyta; Magnoliopsida; Solanales; Solanaceae.
AUGUGUGUGUUUGCGCGUUUAACUUUAUACAAAUUUAAGUAUUUGCUUGUGCACGCUCAAAGUCGGAGGCGUACAGCUGAGAUCAAGCUCGCAGUAUCCACGACCGACGGCCGGAAUCCGAACGGACUCCGGCCAAUCAAAGACUACGUUUUUUCGUGUGGCAACACGAAAUUACUCCGGGGACUACCUAACGGAGUCACCGGAGUAGCCGCAUUAGGAAGAUUCAACUAUUCAUUACCUUUUCAGCUCAGCAAAACUUCUUCUUCUUCUCCGGCGAUAUUCGCCGUUUGCUUACCAAGCUCCACCGCCGGAACAUCCGGCAACGGCGUCGCAUUUUUCAACACCGCCGGACCUUACUACUUCUCGCCGGGAAUUGAUGCUUCGAAAUUACUGAUUUACACUCCGUUGAUUCUCAAUCCGUCUCGCGGAACUGUUCCCAUCUACUGGCUUCCGUCAAGCGAGUACUUCAUCGGAGUAAGUGCGAUCAAAGUGAACAACAAAUCCGUGAAGUUGAAUGAAACGCUGUUGAAGAUUAACGAAAGUGGAUUUGGCGGGACGAAGAUAAGUACGUCGACGCCGUAUACGGUGGUUCAUACGGCGGUGUUGAAGGCGGUGACGGAGAAGUUUGUAGCAGAAUCAAAGUCGAUGAAUUUGACGGCGACGGAGAAUCCGGUGAAGCCGUUUAAUGUGUGUUUUCCGGUGAAGGCGAUUGUAAACACGCGCGUUGGACCGGCGGUUCCGAUUAUUGAUUUGGUAUUGGAUAAACCGGGUAUUUAUUGGAGGAUAUUCGGGUCGAAUUUAAUGGUUCGGGUUAAAGAUGUUUGGUGUUUGGGCUUUGUGGAUGGUGGGCUUGAGCCCAGGACGAGUAUUGUAUUUGGUGGGCUUAUGAUUGAGGAUAAUUUGCUUCAAUUUGAUUUGGCCCAAAAGAGACUUGGGUUUAGUAGUUCACUUUUGUUAAAGAGUACUAAUUGUGCAAAUUUCAGUUUCACCAGUCAGAAUUAG